Messenger RNA from Oryzias latipes (Japanese medaka), 2943 nucleotides. It is a transcript of the gene dennd1c, whose product is annotated as DENN domain containing 1C. The record is from RefSeq and is a predicted model, not a curated record. Gene Ontology annotation, molecular function: guanyl-nucleotide exchange factor activity; phosphatidylinositol phosphate binding. Gene Ontology annotation, biological process: endocytic recycling; endocytosis. Gene Ontology annotation, cellular component: cytosol; intracellular membrane-bounded organelle. Lineage: Eukaryota; Metazoa; Chordata; Actinopteri; Beloniformes; Adrianichthyidae.
AGAUGAAUCAGGAAGUGCCUUCUCAUUGCAGUGCUGACUGCAGCUGCCACCUGCUACCUGCCUUGGUUUGGUUUGGAUCAUGAUCAUCUGCUGAUUGCCCCCAACACCUGUGCUCCUGAUCGACCCAUGGUAGCAGUCAGAGUCCAGCAGGAUGGGCUCCAGACUGAAAAAAAACCCGGAGAGAAACUUCAUCUGGUUCUUUGAAGCGUUAUGUCCUGUGACCAGAGACAAAGAUCCUGAAGUGCUGUUCCAGUUUCCAAAUGAUUUCAAGGACGAGGAUUCCAGCCAAACCCUCCCCAGGUUCUGCUUCCCAUAUGACAUACAAAGAUUCAGGGACGGAGGUGCUGUGCAGCACUUUACCUUUGUCCUCACCGAUCUUGAGGGAUGCCAGCGCUUUGGCUUCUGCCGCCUUACCAACAACAACCACACCUGCCUCUGCAUACUCAGUUAUCUGCCGUGGUUUGAGGUGUUUUACAAACUUCUGAACAGCUUGGCUGAUUACCUCUCAAACCGACAGACCAACGAGAUGAACACGCUCCUGGCAUUAAUCUACGAUCAGCCUGUUCCAAACACAGUUGGAUCUAUUGCCCUGCAGAUUGUCCCUUUUUUUGUUGCUCCAGACCCUCGAAGUCUGCCCUCUAUCCCUGAAAAUAGGAACCUGACAGAGUUGAUUGUGGCAGUGAAUGUGGGGAACCUCCUCCAGGUCUAUGCCAGCAUGCUGUUCGAGAGACGCAUCCUUCUGUGCGCCCGCAAGCUGAGCACAUUGACGGCUUGCAUGCAUGCACUUAGUGCACUGCUGUACCCCAUGUACUGGCAGCACAUAUUCAUCCCCGUGCUUCCCCCACACCUUCUGGACUACUGCUGUGCUCCAAUGCCUUAUCUGAUUGGGGUUCACAGCAGUCUUUUUGAGGGACUAAGGAGCUCUGGGCUGGAGGAUGUGGUGAUUUUGGAUGUGGACUCAAACACUGUUGAGAGCCCUUUUGAUGAUCUGAAAAGGAUUCCUGCUAAUGUGGUGGCUGGACUAAAGGUGUGUCUGAAGCGUCGAGCGAUGUCCACUGGCUGUGGCGUUUCUCAAGCCUUCCUCAAAGCUCAAGCACUGCUUUUCGGAGGUUACAGGGAUGCUCUGGAGAGAAACCAGGAUGGUGAGAUAUGUUUCAGUGAAGAGCUCUUUCUUAAUCACAAGUCUGCCAGUGUAAAACCAUUCCUGCAGAAUGCCAUCCAUCUACAGUUUUUCAAACAGUUUAUUGACAGUCGCUUGGAGUAUCUGAACAAAGGGAGGCACCCGGACGAUCUGUUUGAGGAGGAGUUAAUAAAAUAUGAAAACACAACAGGAAGAGGAAAGUCAUGCCAACAGUUGGUGGGUAAUCUAAAGAAAGGAGGGGGGACUCUGAUCCACAACAUGAAGACCAAAGCAAACACCAAAUGGCUUACCACGUCUAGCGUUAAGAACCUGCUAGUUCACAAGAGACACCACAACAACCCCGAUCUUCAGAGAGGAAGCUCUGUUUCUCACCAUCGGGGACAAUCUGACUGUCUACAGAGCCGCCUACCGAUCACGCAACAUUUUGGAAGGUCUAGACCUCAGCGACCUGCUCAUAAGAAAAGACACGAGGAAAAAAAAGAGACUGGACAUGAGUGGGACGGAGGGGUUCCAGAUCUCAAGGCUGAGUUGGACUUGAAACCCCAUGAGAAGGAGGAGGAGCAGGAGAUGCUGCUUUGUGAUCUGGAGGAGCUGGACCUCCUGGGCGAGAUCUUCGACACGCUCAGCUCUCAUGAGCCCUGCCAGCUGUACGGCACUCGCAGUCUGGAUCUGUUCGGACCGGACAGCCACGAUUUCAUCACAAAGCGCCCACCUGACAGCCCAAGCCAGCAGAGUCUGUCCAUGUCAGUCAAUGGUAGCCUGUAUAGGUGGAACCUGGACUCCACAGAGGAUUCUGAACCAGAACCAGAACCAGAACCAGAACCAGACUUUAGCUUGCAGAUGGAGGGGGCAGACGGGGAGGAAAACAGAGGAAUAAAGGAAAUGAUCAACUCUGAAGAGGAGGAGGAGGAGGAGGUGGACGGUGGGGUAAAUGUCUCAGGUUUAGAGAAGGAGCCAGGAAAUGAAGCAGCCCAGGCGUGGGGGGGUGAAGGCUUAAGUGAGGGGGGAGAAGAGGUGGAGGAGGCCAUGAAGCAGACAGACAAUGGAGAUGACGAGAAACGAGAAGAUGUGAGGGAAGAGGAAGAAAGCCAAGAGAUGAUGAAGGAAGGAGGCGUGUGUGUCAGCCCCCAGCCCCCCGCCCCUACAGAAGAGCAGCAAGAAGAAAGUGCAGCAGAGGGAGGGGAGCUCCCCUUCUCCCCCCCUAAAGUCAUGUCUGCUGUGGCUCGCUUCCAGUCUCAGCCUUCCACCAGGCCAAACUUCCAGCUGAGGCCCAUGACCACGACCCUGUCUGAGGCUGCGGCUCGGAGUGCGGGAGACACGCAGCACCAGCCACCUGAGGAAGACUCAUGCCCCUCCCUUAGUGUCUCAGAGCUGAAGAAAAGGUUUGAGGUUUGAAGGACGAACCCCACUUCCCAAGGAUGGAAACCACUGACUGUAAAAGAAACGGACAGCUCAACGCCUCCCUUCUCGUGUUUCCCAAAUAUCAAAUACCAUUGCUUCCUGACACCGGCGCCGCCAUGUUGAAACCUUUCAGCAGUGAUUGGUCCCAGUCGCUCUGAGUCAUCGUAUCUAUGGCAAUGGCGACAGUAGUUGCUCCAUAGAGUUGGAGGUAAGGCGUUUUCUACGGGUGACGUCAUAGUUUUAUUCGUCCAUUUUUACAGUCUAUCUAUGGUGUAAACAAAUGUUGCAUCUCCUUUAAAAGCCCCUAAAGCAGGGGUCGGGAACCUUUUUGGCCAAGAGAGCCAUAAAUGCCACAUAUUUUGAAAUGUAAUUUCGAAAGAGCCAUACAAUAAUGUAGUGUC